CAUUCUCUAUGGCUGGGAGAUUUCCAAAGUUUUUUUUGUAUAUCACCCUGUCAUCACAGAAACAUUGAUGAAGAAGUGACUGGCUGCGACUUCAACUGUUUGUUGUUGUAGCUUUCAUUUAUAACCACAUGUUCACAGCAUUUAUCCUACAGAAUGCGUUCCCUUGGACUGUGUAGUUUGAUGUUUCUUGUGAUCGUUGUUUGUUCCACGGAGUUGACGUUUGAGUUACCUGAUAACGACAAGCAAUGUUUCUAUGAAGAGCUCCAGAAUGGAGUGAAGUUUGACCUAGACUUUCAAGUGAUUGCAGGAGGGAACUAUGAUGUGGACUGCUUUGUAACAGAUCCAGUGAACAAUGUCCUGUAUCAGGAGAGGAAGAAGCAGUAUGAUAGCUUCUCUCACACCACCACUAUGAAAGGAACCUACAAGGUCUGCUUCAGCAACGAGUUCUCUACCUUCUCCCACAAGACCGUCUACCUGGACUUCAGGUCCGGAGAGGAGAGACCCCUACUGCCUGACAUGAACAGAGACACAGCCUUAACACAGAUGGAGUCGGCCUGUCUGUCCAUCCAUGAGAUCCUGAAGGUAGUGUCUGACUCUCAGACCUGGUAUCGGUUACGGGAGGCUCAUGACCGCAUCAGAGCAGAGGACCUCCAUGAGCGUGUGUCCUAUUGGUCGAUAGGAGAAACUAUAAUCCUUUUCACUGUCAGCAUUGGACAGGUUCUCAUUCUCAGGAGCUUCUUCAGUGACAAGAAGGGCAGUGUUUCAGCCAACACAUAGAUCCCACCAUUAUUAUAUAUAUAUGAUACAUUCUAUAAAACUGGGUUAGUGUUUCAUUCAACACAAUAUAUUGUAUUAUAGGUCAUCUGCAACUAGACUGUAACCUACCUUCAUACCCCACAACAAACUGUAGUCCUAUACAGUUAUAUUAAAGGACUUCAGGAACUAUUAAAUCUGUCUGGUAUUAAGACUCUAGCUUGUGGACUCUAGCCUCUGAAAAUGAAAUACUGUGGUUGCAACAGCUGUUUAGUGAUUUCAAUCAGAAUAGGUUAGCAACCUAACACACCUGUGGUACACCAAGCCUUUAUUUGUUUUUGUCUCAGUGUACAUCAUUAAUUUGUGCUAUAACAUUAAUUUAUUGUGUGUGUAAAACGUUUUGUUGGUCUGUCUCGCCCUCUCUCUUGUACACAGUCACACACACCAUAACCCCACAAUUUGAUUUCUAUUUCAAAUCCUAUUUUCCCUUUCCUUAACCCCAACCCCUAAGCUUAAAAUAGCCUUUGUCCUUGUGGGGAUGUGGUAAAUGUUCCCACGAGGGAGAAUUUUCCUUGUUUUACUAUCCUUGUGAGGACUUUUGGCAAUUCCUGGGCCACUUGAAGAUAGGGGCGUGUCUUGACUAUCAUUAAAGUCAAUGUCAUAUCAA
Oncorhynchus tshawytscha (Chinook salmon) is the source of this 1420-nucleotide messenger RNA. RefSeq names its product transmembrane p24 trafficking protein 3 (gene tmed3). Gene Ontology annotation, biological process: endoplasmic reticulum to Golgi vesicle-mediated transport; Golgi organization; intracellular protein transport. The record is from RefSeq and is a predicted model, not a curated record. NCBI's taxonomy places the organism in Eukaryota, Metazoa, Chordata, Actinopteri, Salmoniformes, Salmonidae. Gene Ontology annotation, cellular component: endoplasmic reticulum; COPII-coated ER to Golgi transport vesicle; COPI vesicle coat. The coding region runs from base 154 to 777 and encodes 207 amino acids. The transcript is spliced from 3 exons.